AUAUAACCAUAACCUUAAUCAAUGUUUACAAAACAACGUAAUACUAAUCGAUCUUUACAUUUCACGACGGAUGUGUUUUCGGUUAAGUAGUGUCUUUCUUGGUAGGUUUGAUUUAGUUUAAAGAUAUCGUUGCAAGAAAAACAAAUCUAUAACUCGGUUUUAACAGUAAGGCUUAUUUUCAUCAUACCUUUCGUGCAGUAGAAACAGGACAAAAUGAACAAAAGGAAAGGUCCGAAAGGUGUCACAGCCGUGCCCGCAAAGAAACAUUUAAAGAAACAAGAUGGACCACAAAGCAGUGAAAGAGGAAUUCAACAGGACGACAAUUACAAGGAUUUCAUGGGAUGGGUCACCGACGGCGGGCUCAGACAUGCGUAUGCGAUGUACCAUGACACAGGAGUAAACCUUUACCGGAAGAAAGUGGAUAAAGAUCAUCAACGUCACGUGAUAAUUGUUGGCGCGGGAAUGGCAGGCCUGUCUGCAGCGUAUGAAUUGGCUCAAAUUGGUCACAAGGUAACAAUACUAGAGGUACAGUCCCGUGUUGGAGGUCGCGUGAAGACAAUUAGAGAAGGUUUUACUGAAGGUCUUCAUUCUGAAGCUGGGGCGAUGCGACUUCCUCCGAAUCAUUACCUGACUUGGCACUACCUAAAUUUGUUCGAUGUAGAGACAGUACCUUUCCAGAAUUACAACGAAAAUGGAUACCUAUGCUUGUAUGGAGAAAAGAUAAGGAUGCAUGAUUGGAAGAAAAACAACAAAAUGUAUAGUGACAAAUUCUGGCCAGGCUGGGACGAUAAUCUAACUGAGGAGGACAAAGCAAAAUAUAAGAUUGAUGGAAUACUUAAAUACUACGAUGCAACAAUGAAACCGAUUAAAGAUGAACUAGGACCCUCUCCAUCAGAGAAGAAAUGGCAUGAUUGGCUGCAUAAAUGGAGUAAGCUUUCGACAGAAGAUUUCUUAAGAGGGUUAUGUGCCGAUGAAAUGAAGUGUUCUCCGCUUACUCCAUGGACAGAGCAAGCCAUUGAAUGCUUCAAGGUUUCUACAUAUACACCAACACUUGGGACGGACAUAGCAACACAUCUUUGAGAGGAUCUUGGAAAAUGGUGGCAAGAUCCUCUCAAAACACCUAAGCUUGGAAUGGACACCCUGCCGAAAGCGUUCACUAAAAAGAAUGAAAAUGGCUGGAACCCGUCUGUCGAUCUCUCGAAACACAUCAAGUUUGGAAUCAUGGUAACAAAGGUGGAAAACGUUGAACAUGUUAAGGACAAGAAAGCCAAGAUGGUCAAGGUUACUGGAGAAAGCACAAGUACGGGACACAAGGAAACAUUUGAAGGUGAUGCCGUUAUUCUGACAUUACCGCUACAAAUCCUGCGACAGCUCGAUAUACCGUUCAGCAUUGAAAAACAAAAAGCCAUUUCGCAAAUUUCGUAUGCUGCCUCUACAAAGAUAAUGCUGCAAUGCAAGAAAAGAUUCUGGCAGAAAGACGUAGGUCAUGGAGGUUUCAGCAAAACUGACAUGAUGAUCGGACAGUUACAUUACCCGGAUUACGACAGCUCCGGAAUUGGAGACAACGAAAGAGGAGUGCUGAUGGUAUAUACUUGGCAAGACAAUGCGUUGACGUAUGGUUCACAACCGAAAGAUCUUGCUAUUCGCAGUGCCGUACAUGACAUAAGCAAGAUCCAUCCCGAAAUAAAGCACGAAUUUGAGGUUGGAACCGUUCAGGCAUGGUAUAGCGAUCCCACAUCCCAAGGUGCUUUCGCGAAUUUAAAGCCCUAUGAGUACAUAAAUCAUAUGAAUAGCCUGACAAAACCGACAGAAACCGUAUACUUAGCUGGAGAGGCACUGUCCUGGUCAAAUGGUUGGAUUCAGGGAGCUAUAUUCUCCGGGCUAAUGCAAGCCUACUGUUUCCAGUCGCAUCAAGAGGACAAAGAAAUUGUCACGCCUGUAUAUCUAAUGCUUGGAAAGAAAUAGAUGACUCAUUAGCAGACAAUCAGACUUUAGUUUCAUUAUGAUAUAUAUUAAGUUAUGCCAUUCUGCUUUGAAAUACUUAUGACCCCGACUACAAACUCUACCUACAGUUGUAAGCUUUAAUGUAUUGGAUCUGUAUUAGUGUACCUACUUUUGAAGAGUAUUCUAUACUCAAUAAGCCUACUUUAACUUACAUUGUUUUCCGUAUUUUCCUUUUCUUCUAGCACGUUUUUUUUACUUUUAUCGAGACUUAUUAUUGAUUUGUUGUACAAAAGUGAUUUGUUUUCAUUUGAUAAGUGAUUUCUUGUUGUUAAAAGUUAAUAUUCCUCUGAAAUAGAUUGGGGCAGAGUUAGAAAUCUUUGAAAAUACUGAGUUAUAUGCAGAAAAAGUUCUCUAUUUUGCCUUUACUCUAUAGAUUACAUAUUGUGGAAAAAUGUAGCUAGGUUUAACCUCUGCCAAGCUUAAUUUUGAACGAAAUCUUUUUACUUGAGACAUUCUUGAAAAAGAAAGAAAUGGACACAGUUGUAUUUUGUGUUUUAUAAUUGUUUACCAAUAGUUUGACGUUUCUUUUAUCAAACUUAAUGUUUAAUUAAUUCUCUGCAAGCGUUUUGGAGAGUGGUCAUUACUUUACAAUUUGCCUGUACUUGAGCUUGAGGAAAUAUUGUAAAUUAUACAAAAUUUAUAAAAGAAGCCGACACAGUAAAAGUUGUUUAAAAUUGCAACACAGUGCGAAACAAGAAUUAUGCCAAGCGAAUGCCAAUUUUUAACAUUUCUAUUAGGGGUCUAAUACCUUAAGUCCAAUUUCGAUUAUCUCGAAGUACAACGUUCGUACCUCUCGAAUGAGAGCUACAGAGAUUCAAUAUAUGUGUAUCUAUAGAAAUGCAAAUCGCGUGUUUUUUGUCCGUGCAUUGUAAUGACAGCUUCAAUAGGUUUUAAUUUUCUUGUGUACAUUUCUAAAUGCAUUAACGCGAUGUAAUUGGAAAAAAAAAUUGUAUUUAAUUGAUAAUAUUGUCAAAGGUAAAAGGUAGGAGUAAACUAGCCAAUCACACGAGCCUGUCUAUAAUAUAUGCAUAUAUUUAAAACUUUGAAAGGGCAUACAUUUUAUGUAUAACAGUCACAAACCCGCCCACUCCAUAAAAUUGUAUCUGGAAGAUAAAAGUUAGUGUUUAUGCUAGGGCAUCGGAAAAGAUGAAACAACCUACUGACUGAAAAUAUAUCAGGUCUACUUUGAAAGUCCUAAUAUUUGAAUGAAAAGAACAAUUAUUUUUCAAGCACAUUUGCCAUUCAAGCUUGUGCACAAGCGUGUAUGAAAUAGUAUUUUUUGUUGCAUAAUAAAAAAACCUUGUUCUUCUUUUGAGAUAACAUAAACUAGAUGCUUGCAUUUUAUACUCAUAAAUGACAAUCUUGUGCUGUAUUCUGGUUCUGGGAAAGGCUUUUUAGGGUGUGCUUUUUUUCUGUCUGACUUUAUUUUUUCUUCGCGUGUUUUCUUUAUUUAAUGUAGGGGUUUGGGGAUUAUGUAAAUAUAAAGCUACUUUAUUUGACUGUUGGCUAGACAUGUCUAGUUCCGAAUACACUUGUACACGAGAAGGUGUUACGACACUGCAUCAAGCCCGCUCGCUUAAAUCAAUAGGGAGGGCCCAGAGCUACAAAUCACGAGGUCAUCAGUCCGAUCCCCGGACGGGGCGUAUAUGGUCCCCGUGAUGAUUUGAUAAAAGACAAUGUGUCCAAAAUUAUUCGCCCUCCACUUUAGGUUAUGUGGUAAAGUUGGCAGUUACUUGCGGAACAGAUUUGUACUGGUACAGAAUUCAGCAACACUGGUUAAGUUAACUGCCUGCCGUUACAUAACUGAAAUAUUGCGUUAACCCCUCCCCCCCCCCCCCCCCCCCCCAACCCCCACCCAAAAAAAAAAACAGUAUCAUCAGUACAGAAUUAUUACAAAAUUGCACCUUCUGCAAAUUUGGAAAGUGGUAACAAAAUUAGUUACAAUGAUUUCAGAACAUUUGUUCCAAAUGUAUUUUAAGGUACUGUUACAAACAUGCUAGAACAAUCGAAGUUAAAUGGAGUUAGAGGAGACAGAUGCCUAUUUACUACGUUUGCAUGCCUUUAUUUAUAAUCUUUUGUACGAAAAUAUGCUAAAUGAUUGAUCUACGUUUUAUUCUCUCUGUCACUAAUCUACAGAAUAGAAAAGCCGUACUGUCUGUUUAAUAAGAAAUCCCAAUAAGUACUUGAUUGCAUUGCAAAUUUUUUGACAUUUUUAUUUGUAUUGGUCAGUUAAUGUCGCUGAGUGUCUUUGUUCCAUGAGUAUAUAGUAAACCGCUGUACAAUUUG
Molecule: messenger RNA, 4290 nt
Organism: Mercenaria mercenaria
Lineage: Eukaryota; Metazoa; Mollusca; Bivalvia; Venerida; Veneridae
Product: L-amino acid oxidase-like
Exons: 7
Coding region: 214-1080 (288 amino acids)
Molecular function (GO): oxidoreductase activity
Source: RefSeq, a predicted model, not a curated record